Messenger RNA from Dufourea novaeangliae, 875 nucleotides. Its product is annotated as nurim homolog. The transcript has 3 exons. The record is from RefSeq and is a predicted model, not a curated record. Gene Ontology annotation, cellular component: nuclear membrane. The coding region runs from base 141 to 875 and encodes 244 amino acids. Lineage: Eukaryota; Metazoa; Arthropoda; Insecta; Hymenoptera; Halictidae.
AUUCAUUGACCGAUGGAUCUCAAUUGUAUAGAAUUCUUAUCGAUGUUAUAAUUAUAAUGUAGAAUAUGUAAUUAUAAGCCAAGACGGUGGUGAUUUAAUGACCCUUUACUUGAAAUAUUGCAAUUUGUAUCAAUCUAAACAUGAUUCUAAAAUGCAUCAGUGUGUUAACAUGUGCUGUGUGUUUUUUAUACACCUUUUACGUUUUGUGCAAUUUAACAUAUUUUCUAUCGUAUCAUAAAGGAAAUGAAAAAACGACUAUUCUGGAAAAUGAUGACUCUGGUGAAUCUGCAUUAUGGUUAUUAAUCUUAAAUAUGUCUUUAUUGAGUAUAUUCAUAGUGCAACAUACGCUCAUGGCCAGUGAUUUUGUGAAACACUUGUUUUGUAAAGUGUAUAUAGAUUAUAUGGGGAGAAGUGUGUAUAAUGUUGCUAGUGCUAUGGCUCUGCAUUUGCUGCUGAAUCAGUGGCAAAUUAUUCCAUCCAUUUCAUUAUGGAAACUUGAUACAUCUUCCAAUAAUGUUCUAUGGUUCAUAUUUACUGCUUUCCAUGUUUUGGGUUGGUCAAUAAUUUACAGUGGAUGUUUAAUGAUGGAUAUAGCUGAGUUAACUGGACUGAAAGAAAUAUACUACAAAUUUUCAUCCAGACCAAGUCCUGUUGCAAUGAAGUCCAAGGAAUUAUUGCGUUAUUACUCUCACAUGAGACAUCCAAGUUUUACAGGCUUCAUCAUUAUUUUAUGGAUAUAUCCUUAUAUGACAUUAGACAGGAUACUGUUGGCUUCAAUACUCACAGUUUACAUGGCUUUGAUGUGGACCAUUGACAAAGAAGAUUGUAAUUAUCAUGCUAGUCUAAUUAGAAUGAAAGAAAGAGAAUUAUUUUGA